UCUUGCUUUCCACGCUGUAGCUUUCCCGCCUUUCUUGGCUGUUUUUCUUGUUUUUUCCUGGUUUUGACCACCUGCCUGGUCUUAGAUUGAGCCUCCUGCCUGCUCAUUUCGCCUUUUGCCUGGUUCAUCUUCCUGCCUGUUACCCAACACGGCCCACCGCCUACUUUUUUCCCUUGCCUCCUCCUUUCUGACGAGCCUUGAUGAAGAUGAACUGUUCUGAACUUUUACCGAUGUCUCUGAGUCCUGAGUCUUGCUAUUGAGUCCUUCUCAACCUGAGCCGUCACAGUACAAUGUGAACAGUAUGGACUCAACCUCAGCUGCGAGCUCUUUGGGACCAGGAACUGAGUUGACCAACGCCAUUCGUCGCCAUGAACAUCAGUUCACAUCGGUAGCUAUUGGACUGCAUGAGGCUUCCUUCCAUGAGUGCAUCCUGGGCUCCAUUAACGAGCUGAUCCAGUCCCUCACUGUCCAAACCCAACCACUUCCUGCAGUGUCUCCAGUUCCUGCUCUGGCGGUUUCCACCUCCAAACCCUGCCUAUAACCACCUGAAUGCUACUCCAGGGAGCCAGGAGCCUGCAAACCUUUCAAACUCCAGCCUUCCUCUGUCCCCAUCAAAAAAGCCAGAACCACUUACACCAUCUCCUUUCUUACCGGCCUAGCGAGACUCUGGGGAACAGCAGAGCGGGAGAGGCAGUCUCCUAUCUAUUCAUAGGUCAAAUUGUUCACGUCUGAGCUGAGGAAGGUGCUCACCAUACUGCCCCCAGGACGGAUGCUGUGGGGGGUCUGCUGAAUUUGAGCCAGGGAGGUAGACAAGUAGUGGACUAAUCCAUUGAGUUCCAGACUGUAGCAGCUGAAAGUCAGUGGAACCAACUUGCCUUGUGUGACGUCCAUUGUGACUAUUUUGUGACUUUUUUGUUGAUUGUAACUGUUCUCUACAACAAACACACGCAAGUUUUUCUGACCAGAUGCCUCCAUCAGCAGGACAACAUCGUAUGUCUGUUUCCUCCAAACCGGUUAUAAAUCCGUUUUAUGGAGACUGUCCUCCCAUAAACAAGCAGCCCAUAUGUCGUUGCUGCAAACAGCUUAUUAUCACCCAUGUUUACCUUUCAUUGUUGAGUGAUAUCUUACAGUCGAGUGAGAAACCGUCAGUUUUUCUGGCAAAUAUCCCAAAACCACAAGUUUACGUUAAACUGAUGAAGCCAUCUCGUGGCUGCAGGAAGUAUAAUGGUAUUAAAGGAGGAAGUCAGGUGACGAUGUUAUAGAUCCACAAACUUCACGGGGGAGGAGGUUGUGGAUGAAUGAAUGGGUUGACAACACAUUGGACUUUAACACGGGAGACCGCUGUUUGUUUACGAUUUCAAACCGAUAAUUAAUGCUGUUUCUCUUAACCAUGACCAUGAGCGUUCAAUUACCUUAACCACUUGUUGUUGAACACUGUUUAAGUCGAUCUGUGGCAUCUCUCCUGCCGCUGUAGGGACGCUAAUUCAUGAAACACUCCCAGGGGUCGUAUCAGAGACUAGGGACAAAGGACUCAGCUAUAUACAGCUAUACAGCUAUAAUCACCUUAAGGUCAGGGAACCAUCGUUGUGAUACUUUAAAACAAAUCAAAAGUGACUCCCUGUUGGAGAUGGGACAUGAACAGCUAUAUCCUGUGAUAAAGUCCAAUGUUUUAUUGCCCAAUGAAUUGUUGAUGAAUUGUCAUAACUUUGGUGUAGCGUUUAAUCCCGGGAAACCGAAUUCCCUGGAAUCCACUUCCAACCUAUUUCAAUAGCGGAAAACUUGGAAAAAAAUAUUCAUUAAGUGUAAACCAAAUAAGCUGAUAGUAACAGAAUAUUUCGUAUCCCUAUUCCCUACUGAAAUACGUGAUUCCUUUACGUAAAUCCUUUACAUCCUCCCACAGCGAUGCAUUGCUGUAGCCGUCAGAGGGCACUGAUCCACAACUCAGUUAACCAACUUAGUUAGCCUACGACAUGAUGUCUAACAACAGCUUUGUGUGGAAACACUUUAAGAGAGUUAACAAUGAAGAUGCAAAGCGUGUGCUCUGUGAACGAGUGAUCAAAUGUGCCGGAGGUUCAACAAGUGGUUUGUGGAGACAUUUGGAAUCUGAGCAUGAGAAAACUGAAAGUGAAAGUCCACCAAAGAAUGCAAGAACAUUGGGUUCAUAGCUUAUACAAAACACUUCCCACCGCGAAAUACUGGCAGAGAUGGCAGCAUAUUAGGGAUUUACAUUCAAAAGUGUGGUGAAAUGCGCCUAUCUCAGAACAGCACUGAAGAAAGACGUUCAUGAUCUCCUGACGAAUCCAUCCAAGACCUCACAACAAGUGACAAAGAUAAGCUGAGAAGUUACUAGACUUGGUGAAGUGUGGUGCAGGCUUCUCUUAUUACUGAUGUGAUGCCCCCUCCCACUCUGUUUGGGGCUUCUCCUAUGUGUGCUUUUCCUGUUCUUGUAGGAUGCAGGCAGAGUGGCAGAGGUGCGUCCAGACGAAUGAUGAGCCACACCUGAAGCAACUCCUCCUGAUUGCUAGCUUAUAUAAGAGGGCUGGAUAUGACAGUUCUCUCUCUCUCCUCCCAGCAGACAGUAGUUUAGGUUUUCAUUACUAUUUUACUUUAUCCUUUGCCUACACUAGACGUUCACACGUUCAAGCACUCAUCUCACUACUGAUAAAAUGGACUCGCAUUGGAGGUCGAUUUUUGAGCUUUCCUGUUCACAGAAAAAGAUCCUGACCUGUUGUUUUCUUUGUUUGAGCGGGUGGCAGAGUCCCGGGACUGGUCUGAUGAGCAUCGCAGCUUAUUGUUGUAAUGCGUCCUCACAGCUGUUUUCACAGGUUUUGCAGCAGCUUCAGAUGAAACACAAGCAGGCGUCGGCUGAUCAUCCCUUGGUUGCUGUUGGCUGCGAGAGAGUUAGUCCAGGCAGCGAUAAUGCCGCCGGUGUUAACCAAGUCCAGCGCCAACUACGAUAACGACUACGACACGGUCCAGCCCUUAUUCUUCCUGGAUGGCGAGGAGGAGGACUUCUACCCUCCUCCGCGGAGCCAGCUCCUCCCAGGGCCCAGUGAGGACAUCUGGAAGAAGUUCGAGCUGCUGCCAACACCUCCCCUGUCCCCCAGUCGGAGACCCUCCCUGUCUGAUGUCCCGCUGUCCGCCGCAGACCACCUGGAGGCAGUGUCCGACCUGCUGGACGAGGACUGCAAUCCCUCCGCGGCCUACCUCCAGUCCUUCAUCAUCCAGGACUGCAUGUGGAGCAGCAGCUUUGCCGCCACCACCAAGCUGGAGAAGGUUGUGUCUGAGAGGCUGGCCUUGCUCCGGUCCCGCCGAGACUCCCUCACUACCACCGCCGCCACCACCACCAACAACACUAACAGCAUCCCAGACAGAGCAGCUGAUCAGCAGGUGGACAGGUCUCAGGUGACCACCGGGUACCUGCAGGACCUCCACACAGACUGUAUCGACCCCUCUGUGGUGUUUCCAUACACCAGCCUGAGCGAGAAGAGCGACGGUGGAGCAGCGAUGGGGGUGGGAUCGGAACUGUGUCUGGACUCGCCGCCGCUCAGCAGCAGCGACAGUGAAUCAGAAGAAGAAGAGGGGCCUGAGGAGGAGGAGGAUGAAGAGAUCGAUGUGGUGACAGUGGACAGGCGAAAGGCGUCACAGCGGUCGGACGCCUCCCCGCUGGUGCUGAAACGCUCUCACAUCAACAUCCACCAGCACAACUACGCCGCCCCGCAGCCCGCGGCGCCCUGCAAACAGCCGGCCGUGAAACGGGCGAAGUCGGAGAUCGCCUGCUUGGCGCUGAGGCAGAGCGGCGGCCGCAGGUGCUGGAGUCCACGGUCGGACGGAGAGGACACCGACGACAAACGCAGGACUCACAACGUGCUGGAGAGGCAGCGACGGAACGAGCUGAAGAUGAGCUUCUUGGCUCUGAGGGACGAGAUCCCGGCGGUGGCCAACAAUGACAAAGCGGCCAAGGUGGUGAUCCUGAAGAAGGCCACAGAGUUCAUCGUGGAGAUCCGAGAGGACGAGAGGAGGCUGCUGACGAUGAAGGACGAGCUGAGGAAGAGGAGCAGAGAGCUGAAACACAGACUGGAGCAGCUCAGGACUUUACAUUAACUGUCAAUUGGUUUUCGUGUUAGUUUCUUUUUAUUUUAUUCAUAUUUGUUAGUCACAUUUACACGUCUGAGACUGAACUCAGAAUAUUGGGGCUGCAGCUAACGUCUUUUCGGAAUGAUUGUUAAUUAGUGGUUUAUUAAGUAUCAAAAAAGGAAGAAAAAAAAAGACUAAAGUAACCUGAACGCAGCAGUCAGCGGUGUGCUUGGCUGAGGCACUACAUGGACCAUAAUCCACUGACUGGUGCACUGGCAGCUGGUCUGUAAUCAGUCAAACUGUGUCUGUUUGUUUGUAUUUUAUUUUUAUAGACAACUUCUGCACAUUUUAAUUUAUGAUAGUUGUGUUUUUUAAGUUUUGUAUAAAAAAUUCCAAUAUCUGAUCAGGAAGAACACAUUUAAAUGCAGCAUCUGACUCAAAGUGCCAUAACUUUAACUACCAGCUGAUGAUGAUCAAUGAUUGAAUAUAUUUUCAGUUUAUUUAAUCAAUAGUUGCUUCCUAAAGAGUGGAAAUUUUUUAUUGUAUUUUUGAAUUGAUUUCCUUCAUUUUUCAAAUAGUUUAUAUUUUUAUAUUUUUCUUCUUCAGUUGAUUCUUUAGAAAAUCAGCUGCACAAAAGGAAGCACAUCAGAAGCACUGCAGACUCUUCAAAAUAAAAGCCCUUCAUACAUUGGAGGUCCUGUCGAAGUUA
Molecule: messenger RNA, 4786 nt
Organism: Xiphias gladius (swordfish)
Lineage: Eukaryota; Metazoa; Chordata; Actinopteri; Istiophoriformes; Xiphiidae
Product: transcriptional regulator Myc-B-like
Exons: 5
Coding region: 2920-4104 (394 amino acids)
Biological process (GO): regulation of transcription by RNA polymerase II; positive regulation of cell population proliferation
Molecular function (GO): RNA polymerase II cis-regulatory region sequence-specific DNA binding; protein dimerization activity; DNA-binding transcription factor activity, RNA polymerase II-specific
Source: RefSeq, a predicted model, not a curated record